UCUAACGGCCAUAUUAUUGACUUGUCGUUAUUCCUUCGUAUUCAACGGUUUAGUUAUUCUGGGCAAUUCUGAGCGACGGCGGAAUAACUUUUUUGUCAAUUAUUCACUAUGGAAUAGCGGCGAAUAACUUUCCGGCAGAGGAAUAAAUAUUUAUUCCAAUAGAUUUUCCGAAGAGAGGAAUUGACAUUCGGAGUGUCAAAAUAUUAUAAAAUUUUUGAAUAAAUUGCUUAAUUAUUUUUGUGUUGUGGUUUUGUUAACAAUUUUAAUUUGCGAUUUUGUGUGCUAUGAACGAAAAUAAAGAAAAAGACAAGAAAAAGUCGCGAGUUCCUCGAGCACGGAGAUCUGCGAAUUGGUCGGCGGAGGAGACGUUGCGCUUUGUGCGCGCACUUGUUGAUGUCGGUCGCGAUGGCAUUUUAAAUCAGGCGACAAACGGUUGCACGCCGGAGCAACGGGCCCAGGAGUAUCGGAAAAUCGCGAAUAUAUUGAACGCCGAGCGCGCUUCUACGGGAAUUGUUCGCGAACCACUACAUCUGCAGAAUCGGUUCAAGCAAAUAAAGCAGUAUUUGCAGACAUAUUCGACAUGGCAGCGGCAAGUUUCAAUGGGAACUGGUGGCGGACUUGCGAAACCCAUGCCAGUGUCUUUAACCGUUCCUCUCACUGGAACCAUGCUAGAAUUGCUUGCGAUUCUGCGUGAUCGCUUCUGUGGCCUCCAUUCCGAAUUUGACAGCGAUAUGGUAAUUUAUGGAAGUUCGGCAAACAGCAAAGAGCACUCACUGCUGAAUACGGAAGCAUUGCCCGAAACACAAAUGCCGGAUGAUACACAUACCCCAUUGUAUGUUCAAAACAAAGAUGUAUUGGGUGUUCAAAACACGACGUUAGAGGAGGUCCAAAUUGUGAAUAUCACAGCGAAGCCGUCAUCGACCAUAUUGACUCCCAGCUGUAACUUCUCCAGUCCUUUAAUCGUCUCCACCAGCUCGCCGUUGCCCAAGGAAGCAUCGGCAGUAGAACCGCGACAAUAUUUUGCAACAGUUGCACAACAGCGACAAGCACGGAAACGCAGAUUCCGUGACCCAAAUAAUGCCGAAAAUGAAAUGCGCCAGCAGCUUAUAAAUCUUGAAUUAACGCAGUCACGCGAACUCCACGCAACAAACAUGCGCCAUGCCAUCGAGUUACAUACUGCUAAUAUGGAAGCGGUUAUGCUACAAAUAACUGCUCAGAAGAGCGUCACAACCUAUACUUAA
This is a messenger RNA of Rhagoletis zephyria (snowberry fruit fly), 1241 nucleotides long. RefSeq lists its product as uncharacterized. The record is from RefSeq and is a predicted model, not a curated record. Lineage: Eukaryota; Metazoa; Arthropoda; Insecta; Diptera; Tephritidae.